Molecule: messenger RNA, 1636 nt
Organism: Myotis brandtii (Brandt's bat)
Lineage: Eukaryota; Metazoa; Chordata; Mammalia; Chiroptera; Vespertilionidae
Gene: KCNC3
Product: potassium channel, voltage gated Shaw related subfamily C, member 3
Exons: 5
Coding region: 1-1380 (459 amino acids)
Biological process (GO): potassium ion transmembrane transport
Cellular component (GO): axon; dendrite membrane; neuronal cell body membrane
Molecular function (GO): delayed rectifier potassium channel activity
Source: RefSeq, a predicted model, not a curated record
AUGUCCGGGGAUGCCCGGGUCACCUUUGCCUUCUCUCUCCCACCUGCCCCGCAGUAUGUGGCCUUCGCCUCCCUCUUCUUCAUCCUCAUCUCCAUCACCACCUUUUGCCUGGAGACCCACGAGGGCUUCAUCCACAUCAUCAACAAGACGGUGACGCAGGCCUCCCCGAUCCCCGGGGCCCCCCCGGAGAACAUCACCAACAUCGAGGUGGAGACGGAGCCCUUCCUGACCUACGUGGAGGGCGUGUGCGUGGUCUGGUUCACCUUCGAGUUCCUCAUGCGCAUCACCUUCUGCCCGGACAAGGUGGAAUUUCUCAAGAGCAGCCUCAACAUCAUCGACUGCGUGGCCAUCCUGCCCUUCUAUCUCGAGGUGGGCCUGUCGGGCCUCAGCUCCAAGGCCGCCAAGGACGUGCUGGGCUUCCUGCGGGUCGUCCGCUUCGUGCGCAUCCUGCGCAUCUUCAAGCUCACGCGCCACUUCGUGGGGCUGCGCGUGCUGGGCCACACGCUGCGCGCCAGCACCAACGAGUUCCUGCUGCUCAUCAUCUUCCUGGCGCUGGGCGUGCUCAUCUUCGCCACCAUGAUCUACUACGCCGAGCGCAUUGGCGCUGACCCGGAUGACAUCCUGGGCUCCAACCACACCUACUUCAAGAACAUCCCCAUUGGCUUCUGGUGGGCCGUGGUGACCAUGACGACCCUGGGCUACGGAGACAUGUACCCCAAGACGUGGUCGGGGAUGCUGGUCGGGGCGCUGUGUGCCCUGGCGGGGGUGCUCACCAUCGCCAUGCCCGUGCCCGUCAUUGUCAACAACUUCGGCAUGUACUACUCGCUGGCCAUGGCCAAGCAGAAGCUGCCCAAGAAGAAGAAUAAACACAUCCCCCGGCCCCCGCUGCCCGGCUCCCCCAAUUACUCCUACCCUCCGGGGCCCCACUCGCACCCCGGGCUGCUCAGGGGGGGAGCGGGUGGGCUCGGGAUCAUGGGGCUGCCCCCUCUGCCAGCCCCUGGGGAGCCCUGCCCGUUGGCUCAGGAGGAAGUGAUUGAGAUCAACCGGGCAGAUCCCCGCCCCAACGGGGACCCAGCAGCAGCUGCGCUCGCCCAUGAGGACUGCCCAGCCAUCGACCAGCCCGCCAUGUCCCCGGAAGACAAGAGCCCCAUCACCCCUGGGAGCCGGGGCCGCUACAGCCGGGACCGAGCCUGCUUCCUGCUCACGGACUACGCCCCUUCCCCUGAUGGCUCCAUCCGGAAAGGUUACGAGAAAUCCCGCAGCCUGAGCAGCAUCGCGGGCCUGAGCGGGGUGUCCCUGCGCCUCGCACCCCUAGCCACUCCCCCCGGCUCUCCCAGGGCCGCCCGCCGCGCUCCCCCAACCUUGCCCUCCAUCCUCUAGCGCUCCCCUCCCCCCUGUGGGGGGACUCGGGGGUGACAGGGAAGAAGGUCACAGGAGCUGGGGGUGGGGGAAAGGGUUUUUUUAAAAAUUCAAAAGUCAUUAAUAAUAUGCAACGGAGACGACCACGCCAGCAGACACCCCCGGGCCCCUCACCCCCACCUGGGCCCCAGGAUGGAGGGGGAGGGGCCAAAGCCCACGCCCUCCAACUCUCCCCCCACCCAAAUAAAGCCUUCUCAGGUCUCCAUGAGCCAUAGGA